AUGGCUACACCAGACUUUAUUCAUAUGGAACACCAAAGUUAUAACACUGUUCAAUCCUGUGGUCUUGUUGCUAAGACCAACAAGGGAUAUCAAAGAGCAGUAGUUGAACAAGCUUGCAAUCUCAGGGCAUUUCUAGAGCCCUCGCAGCACCCACAGCCCUUGCAACACCUUCAGGCCUCUACAUCCUCUCAACUCUCGCAGCCCUUGAAUUCCUCUUGCACCUCUGAAGGAUUUGUUGCAACACAAAUGGAAGACAACAAGGCCAUUGCAUGUGAUGUCAUCAACUGGCUCUGUCAUGAUGAUGUUAUUUUCCAACACAUCAAAAAUCUAGGUGAUCCUACCAAGCUCUGGAGUGUGAAGGGUGUUCUGCAGAGGUUUAAAGAAAAGGGGUAUUUGAAUGAUCAAGGCUGGACAGAUAAAAUAGAUUGUCCUGACUUGAAAGCACCUCACUUUAAUCACCAACACAGUGGUGGAUCCAGCACAGAAGAUCUUAUGACCAAAUUUAUGAAUUGUUCAGUCACAGAGGCGCUUUUGCUAGCAGGCAAUUCAAAGAUUAAGCGGAUUUGGAGUUUGGAAUAUUGUCAGAAACCUCUUCCUGGGUCUGCUGAAGAACGCAAACUGGAUAUCAUAUUAUUGUUGAGCGACCCUCUUGUUCAGGACUGGCAUUGUGUCUUCAUGCUAGCUGAGAUGAAGCAGCAUGGUGUUGAUUAUGCUCGCAACAUUGUCAUCAUCUUGAUGUUCAUGGGUGAAGCAUUUACAUUUGCAUUUUUCAAUCAUGGAGGCACUGUUUGCCUUGAUAUGCUAAACAUCAUGGACGAUACGGAGGAAUUCCUUCAGCUUGUUUUAUACUUAUCCCUGGCUGAUCCUGGUAUGGUGGGUCUGGAGACAUCCAUCAUGCAGAACAAAGCUGGGCGAUUUAUAUGA
Suillus subaureus is the source of this 924-nucleotide messenger RNA. RefSeq lists its product as uncharacterized. The coding region runs from base 1 to 924 and encodes 307 amino acids. The record is from RefSeq and is a predicted model, not a curated record. NCBI's taxonomy places the organism in Eukaryota, Fungi, Basidiomycota, Agaricomycetes, Boletales, Suillaceae. The transcript is spliced from 5 exons.